GCGGGGGCGAGGCAGAUGGGACUCAAGGCUCGCAGGGCGGCGGGGGCGGCUGGCGGCGGCGGCGACGGGGGCGGCGGAGGCGGCGGGGCCGCUAACCCCACUGGAGGGGACACGGCGGCGGCGGCCGGCGACGAGGAACGGAAAGUGGGGCUGGCGCCGGGCGACGCGGAGCAAGUCACCUUGGCGCUGGGGGCCGGGGCCGACAAAGACGGGACCCUACUGCUGGAGGGCGGCGGCCGCGACGAGGGGCUGCGGAGGACCCAGCAGGGCAUCGGGCUCCUGGCCAAGAGCCCGCUGAGCCGCCCGGUCAAGAGGAACAACGCCAAGUGCCGGCGCAUCCAAACUUUGAUCUACGACGCCCUGGAGAGACCGCGGGGCUGGGCGCUGCUUUACCACGCGCUUGUGUUCCUGAUUGUUCUGGGCUGCUUGAUCCUGGCUGUGCUGACCACCUUCAAGGAAUACGAAGCUGUCUCUGGCGACUGGCUUCUAUUGCUGGAAACAUUUGCUAUUUUCGUCUUCGGAGCUGAGUUUGCUUUGAGGAUCUGGGCUGCCGGAUGUUGCUGCCGAUACAAAGGCUGGCGGGGACGACUGAAGUUUGCCAGGAAGCCCUUGUGCAUGUUGGACAUCUUUGUGCUGAUUGCUUCUGUGCCGGUGGUUGCAGUGGGAAACCAGGGCAAUGUCUUGGCCACGUCCCUGCGAAGCUUGCGUUUCCUGCAGAUCCUGCGCAUGCUGCGGAUGGACCGGAGGGGCGGCACCUGGAAGCUCCUGGGCUCAGCCAUCUGCGCACACAGUAAAGAACUCAUCACUGCCUGGUACAUCGGCUUCCUAACACUCAUCCUUUCUUCGUUUCUUGUCUACCUGGUGGAGAAGGAUGUGCCCGAAGUGGAUGCCCAGGGAAAGGAGAUGAAAGAGGAGUUUGAGACCUAUGCUGAUGCCCUGUGGUGGGGGCUGAUCACGCUGGCCACCAUUGGCUAUGGAGACAAGACUCCAAAGACGUGGGAAGGCCGUCUGAUUGCUGCCACCUUCUCCUUAAUUGGCGUCUCCUUUUUUGCCCUUCCAGCAGGCAUCCUGGGCUCAGGGCUGGCUCUCAAGGUACAGGAGCAGCAUCGUCAGAAACACUUUGAGAAAAGGAGGAAGCCAGCAGCUGAGCUCAUCCAGGCUGCAUGGAGAUAUUAUGCUACCAACCCCAACAGGAUGGACCUGGUGGCUACAUGGAGGUUCUAUGAAUCCGUUGUCUCUUUCCCAUUCUUCAGGAAAGAACAGCUGGAAGCAGCAGCCAGCCAAAAGCUGGGUCUCUUGGAUCGGGUUCGCCUUUCUAAUCCUCGUGGUAGCAAUACUAAAGGAAAGCUAUUUACCCCUCUGAAUGUAGAUGCCAUAGAAGAAAGCCCUUCUAAAGAACCAAAGCCCGUGGGCUUAAACAAUAAAGAGCGCUUCCGCACCGCCUUUCGCAUGAAAGCCUACGCUUUCUGGCAGAGCUCCGAAGAUGCAGGGACUGGUGAUCCCAUGGCAGAAGAUAGAGGCUACGGGAAUGAGUUCCUCGUGGAAGACAUGAUCCCCACCUUGAAAGCUGCCAUCCGAGCUGUCAGAAUUCUACAGUUCCGUCUCUAUAAAAAAAAAUUCAAGGAGACACUGAGGCCUUAUGAUGUGAAGGAUGUGAUUGAGCAGUAUUCUGCCGGGCAUCUGGACAUGCUUUCCAGGAUAAAGUACCUGCAGACAAGAAUUGAUAUGAUUUUCACUCCUGGACCACCAUCCACUCCAAAACAUAAGAAGUCCCAGAAAGGACCAGCCUUCACCUACCCAUCCCAGCAGUCACCCAGGAAUGAACCAUAUGUAGCCAGAGCAUCCACAUCAGAAGUUGAAGACCAAAGCAUGAUGGGGAAGUUCGUGAAAGUUGAAAGACAGGUUCAUGAUAUGGGGAAGAAGCUGGAUUUCCUUGUAGAUAUGCACAUGCAGCACAUGGAACGGCUGCAGGUGCAUGUCACAGAGUAUUACCCAACCAAGGGGACCUCCUCACCAGCCGAGGUGCAAAAGGAGGACAACAGAUAUUCUGACUUGAAAACCAUCAUCUGCAACUAUUCUGAGACAGGCCCUGCGGAGUCUCCCUACAGCUUUCAUCAGGUGCCCAUUGACAAAGUUGGCCCCUAUGGAUUUUUUGCACAUGAUCCGGUGAACCUAUCCCAAGAGGGACCCAGUUCAGGCAAGGUUCCAACCACCCUUCCUUCCUCAGCAACCUCACGUGUAGAAAGGCCCACUGUCCUUCCUAUCUUGACUCUUCUUGACUCCCGAGUGAGCUACCAUUCCCAGGCUGAACUGCAUGGACCCUAUUCGGACCAUAUCUCCCCCCGGCAAAGGCGUAGCAUCACACGGGACAGUGACACUCCUCUGUCGCUGAUGUCAGUCAACCACGAGGAGCUGGAGCGUUCCCCCAGCGGCUUCAGCAUCUCUCAAGACAGAGACGAAUAUGCAUUUGGUGCCGGUGGGGGGUCGAGCUGGAUGAGGGAGAAGAGAUACCUCGCUGAAGGUGAGACGGACACAGACACAGACCCCUUCACGCCCAGUGGCUCCAUGCCUCUGUCAUCCACAGGGGACCGGAUUUCCGACUCGAUAUGGACCCCUUCCAACAAGCCCUCUUGAAAGGGGUCACUGGCUGACUCCUCCUGUCACGUAGACACACUGUAUAGUUCACUCUCACCCUGUGCUUCCCUAUGGGGACACCAGUGGCUGCAUCAGAUGCAUGCAUAUGCGUGGUGGCCCCACCAGGCAGGGGCUUCUCAUGGCCUUCACAUGGCCACCUUCCUCCCCAUGUCACCACAAUGAAGCUGCUUCCUUUCCAGCAUGGUUUGCAUGACUUGACACUAUAUAAUGGUACCGCUAAUCUCUUCUAGGAUA
Ochotona curzoniae (black-lipped pika) is the source of this 2889-nucleotide messenger RNA. RefSeq names its product potassium voltage-gated channel subfamily Q member 3 (gene KCNQ3). Gene Ontology annotation, biological process: transmembrane transport; potassium ion transport. Bases 16 to 2634 code for a protein of 872 amino acids. The record is from RefSeq and is a predicted model, not a curated record. NCBI's taxonomy places the organism in Eukaryota, Metazoa, Chordata, Mammalia, Lagomorpha, Ochotonidae. The transcript is spliced from 15 exons. Gene Ontology annotation, cellular component: membrane. Gene Ontology annotation, molecular function: voltage-gated potassium channel activity.